CGCAUGAAACAGCAGCCGUGUGCAUGUAUCAGGAAGUAGGAUGCAGAAGUAGCUGAGUCGACUGAGGCAGUAACGCAAUCUACCACCUCUGCGAAACCUUCCGAGCUGGUCUCGCGUCGGUACCUUGGACAAGAACCGAUCCCUGCGACUGUUCCAUAGAGACUGCACAUCCAAUGCUCCUCUCCGGGACAGUCCCGUUACCGGUAAAGCAUCAGCAUUCCCCCCGGCCGCGAGCAUGGACUCUGAUCUGAGCAGAAUCGCGUCGCUGGAGAAAGAUGUCAGCUUUUUACAACAGCAGCACAGAGAGACGUUGGGAAAACUCCACCAGGAGAUUGAUUCAUUAAAACGGGAGAAUAAAGAAUUACAGUAUAAACUGAUCAUGGAAAGUCAUCACCUAUCCAAGCAAGAGAGUCUUCAGUGUGCCUCCUCCGCUCUCCAAGCCAGCAGUGGGAGUGAACACGACCCCUCUCAGCAUCCUGAUGUGCCCUCCGUGUUCUACCGACCCCAGGGGUGGGAGGGCGCUUCGGCCUCGGCGGCUGCCCCUGCCCCUGGCGCUGUGAUUGGGCCCGUGGUGUCCCUGCGCCCCCUGCGUGUCCAGAGUGGGCCGGCGGAGCCGCCGCGUGCCCCCAGCCUGCCCGAGUGUGAGCACGUCAUCCAGCAGCUCUGCCACGCCAACCAGCUGCAGGCACAGGAGCUGCUGCAGCUAAGGGCCAUCCUGAAGGACAUUGUCCUGGACAAGAAGAGGGUGUCUGCUGAGGACAUGUCCCAAACAAAGGCAUACCUGUCAGACUGCCCAAGGGAAGGAUCCGAGAGGUUUCCGAAGAUCGCUCAGAAGUCAGCAGCUAAAAGGCCGUCUCAGGUCCAAGCGAGUGUAGGAGAGAGGCUGGUCCUUCCCUCCAUCAGACCGAGCUACACCAACCUGACUGAGAGGCAGAGGAGAGCACAGGACACACACAAGACCCGCGUCCGCAAGGCUGUCAACUCAUGAUCUCACACACACACACACACACACACACACACACACACACACACACACACACACACACACACACAUACACCAACCUGACUGAGAGGCAGAGGAGAGCACAGGACACACACAAGACCCGCGUCCGCAAGGCCGUCAACUCUCACACACACACACACACACACACACACACACACACACACACACACACACACACACACAUACACAUGCACACACACACACACACACACACACACACUCACAUACAUAUUUACACACACACGCAAAUGCACAUGCACACAUGCGCAUACACUAGCACACCAAGCCUAAACACACAUACUGUACGCAUGCACACACUCCUCACUCAAUGUCACCAGUCUACCAGCAGAGGGCAUAAUCCAUCUAGGAGUCCAGCCUGGUAAUCCUGCCUGCCUGCUGGGAUCAGCUCAGACCUGACCACACCUGUGGAGCAGAAUAAACACACACAGACUGCA
This is a messenger RNA of Sardina pilchardus (European sardine), 1458 nucleotides long. RefSeq names its product coiled-coil domain-containing protein 74A. The record is from RefSeq and is a predicted model, not a curated record. NCBI's taxonomy places the organism in Eukaryota, Metazoa, Chordata, Actinopteri, Clupeiformes, Clupeidae. Bases 236 to 988 code for a protein of 250 amino acids. The transcript is spliced from 8 exons.